AUGGCUGAUCAAGAUCAACAUGGGAGCAAAAAAGGAAAAACGUCAGGAGACAGUGAGACCAUUUAUGGACCUAUUCUUCUCUCUGCAUACCCAUCAGGGAUAGAGAACCUUGAGGCAGUCAUCGCAGAAAACAAGUCGCUAAGGGCAAACUUCAUGAAUGGACACAAUUCGGACCCCAUCAAACUUGCCCAUUCCCUCUACCCCCAGGGGGUCAGAAUACUUGAAAAGGAUACUUUGUUUUCAAACAAGUAUAAUCCAGCGACAAGAAAGAAAAAAAAAGAUCCUCUUGAACCAAACCAGCACGAGCCAAUGACAGUCUCUGACAUCUUUAGAUCGUUUGCUGUCCUUUUUAAAAAGGAUAUGGAGAAGGUUGGACUAUCAGUUGACUGGAACAAAAGCAAGUCGCCCCCCUGGUUUGCGCCGCUGGCUGCGCUGGAAGGCAAUUCAAAUGUAGUUGGAGAAGUGAGAUUCGACAACAAGUAUUCUAUCCAAUUUUUCUGUACACGUUGCCGGGAAGCAAAACGCUUUGGGCUGAUUGCCAACUGUCGUUUUCGGCACAAACCAGAUGAAAAGAUUGGAGAUAAUAUCUCCAUUUUACCACCAGCUACAGUUCCCCUUGGAUCGUUUUUGAUGACCGUGGACGAGAUCUACUAUCACUCAUCAGAGUGCGACCAUGAUCCUUCCGCAGCCCUUGAAAACUAUAUAGACCACACCUACUGCAAGCUGUCCUUGCCAUUUGAAUGGAUAUUUGGUGAUCGCUACGAUGAUUCUGUCCGGGCAAUCAACAAUCACCCUAGGCCAGUCCCUCAUUGGAGCCAGUUCCUUGAGGCAGAAGAUCAAAACACCCUUCUGUCAGACCUCCUCGCAAGACAAGUUUCGUCAAACAAAGAUGCCAGUUGGGUCAACUUCGGGGAACCAAUUGACUUUGGAAAUCCCAAUUACCUAUUUGACGAUUGUGGGUAUCUGCUCCUCCCCGGACGCCCACUUGACCUGACACCCGAAAAGCACAGGAUGUCUAUGGCCAGAUUGUUGUACACAGUCGUGUGUCGCCUGGGUAUUGAAGAUGUGGCCUCCCCUUUUGUACUGGAUGUAGAGACAAAAUUGAAGCCAAUGUGGAAGAAAAGCAUUGUGAGCAAAUACCACAGAAAGAAUUAUCUAAACCUCUUCCGGGUAAAUGAUAAUUUUGAGGUCAAGCUAAACGAGAUUGCUGCUCUAUUUGGUGGCCUUGAAAGGGAGGUGUGUGGAAAGGAACCCAUUCAUCAGUUCUGCCAUGUCGAUCACAGCGGCCCUCUUACUGAUCGGCACAAGAAGGAUGACCCCUACUCGUUUGUGCCUGGGUCCAUUAUUGUGCCUCUUGAGGAAGAUGGUCGAGAAAUCUACAUCCGUACACCAGAGCAGAGAGUACGGAUCGAAAAGGGAGAGGCUCUCAUUUUUCGUGGCGAUUUGCCUCACGGGGGAAUCACAAGUCGAGAGGCAGGAUCGCAAAAGGUGGCCAUCCACGGGCACCUGGACUCAAUAAAAUACACAAGGGAACAGUCACUGCUUGGACUACGCAGUGGCUCGGAUCACUACCAACCCAAGGAACAUUUGAUGCUGUACGAAUUUCCCCAAAUCGUUGGGGCUGCAUGGGAACAGUAUAAAACACUAAGCGGGAUUUUUAAUGAAAUCUUCGCCCGCCGUUGUCCUGAGGUUGAGAAAUUUCUGAACAACCCUGGUGGGGUAUUGAAUGGGAAUCACAACGGCCAUGGAGAUCAAAAUUUGGAUCAGGUCACAAUGUUCAAGCAAAUUCAUUCUUUGAUCUCACUCAACAAAACCUUUGGUGCGCAAAUUCCUUCUCUAGUUCCAGCCCCAGCACCUACUACUACUCCGGCUCCAGCACCUACUACAACUCCAGCUCCAGCUCCAGCUUCAGCACCUACUACUACUACCACUACUACCACUACUACUACUACUACUGAUCCAGCCCCAGGUCCAGGCCUUAUAACUACUGAUCCAGCACCUACUACUCCAGUUCCAGAGCCUACAAAGAAACGAGCUCCACAAUCUACUACUACUACUGCUACAGCAGCUCCAAAAAAGAAACGUAGUAUUCCAGCUCCAGUAAGGAAGUCCAAACGAAUCUGCAAGAAGAAAGUCCCGACGAAUCAGCAAGAAGAACUCUAG
Molecule: messenger RNA, 2163 nt
Organism: Cylindrotheca closterium
Lineage: Eukaryota; Bacillariophyta; Bacillariophyceae; Bacillariales; Bacillariaceae
Source: the annotation of a GenBank genome assembly